Messenger RNA from Caretta caretta (loggerhead turtle), 4616 nucleotides. RefSeq names its product glycerol kinase (gene GK). NCBI's taxonomy places the organism in Eukaryota, Metazoa, Chordata, Testudines, Cheloniidae. Gene Ontology annotation, biological process: glycerol metabolic process; phosphorylation; glycerol-3-phosphate biosynthetic process. The record is from RefSeq and is a predicted model, not a curated record. Gene Ontology annotation, cellular component: mitochondrion. Gene Ontology annotation, molecular function: glycerol kinase activity.
GGAGCCGAGAGUGGAGCCACGCGCCGGUUACGUACGCAGGCAGAGAGGGCGCUGGAGACGCCGGGGAGCGUUCUGCCCUCCAGCCCGCGGCCAGGGUCGCCUAGGAGACGCGCGGCUCGCGAGCGGCUCCCAUGGCUGCGUCGCACCGAGUGGUGCUGGGGCCGCUGGUGGGUUCGAUCGACCAGGGCACCAGCUCCACGCGCUUCCUGGUUUUUAAUGCGAAAACAGCAGAGCUCCUGAGUCACCAUCAAGUAGAAAUAAAACAGAAAUUCCCUAAAGAAGGAUGGGUGGAGCAAGAUCCAAAGGAAAUCUUGCAAUCUGUUUAUGAAUGUGUGGAGAAAACAUGUGAGAAAUUGAACCAGCUAAACGUAGACAUCACCAACAUAAAAGCUAUUGGAGUCAGCAAUCAGAGAGAGACAACUGUGGUUUGGGACAAGACAACUGGAGAACCUCUAUAUGAUGCUAUUGUGUGGCUUGACCUGAGAACCCAGCCAACAGUUGAGAGACUUCUUAAAAUAAUUCCAGGGGAAAAUAAAUCCUUUUUUAAGACUAGGACUGGCCUUCCGCUUAGCACGUAUUUCAGUGCAGUGAAACUUCGAUGGCUCCUAGACAACGUGGAAGAGAUCAGGCAAGCUGUUCGUGAUGGGCGAGCUAUGUUUGGUACUAUUGAUUCAUGGCUUAUAUGGAGUUUGACGGGUGGGAAGAAUGGAGGUGUUCAUUGUACAGAUAUCACCAAUGCCAGUAGAACGAUGUUGUUCAACAUUCAUUCCUUGGAGUGGGAUUCUGAACUCUGCCAUUUUUUUGAUGUUCCUAUGGAAAUACUUCCAAAAGUGCGGAGUUCCUCUGAGAUUUAUGGUUUGAUGAAAAUGUGCCCUAGCCUGAAAUCUGGAGCCCUGACAGGUGUGCCAAUUUCUGGGUGCCUGGGUGACCAAUCUGCUGCUCUAGUUGGACAAAUGUGUUUCAAGGAUGGACAAGCAAAAAAUACGUACGGAACAGGAUGUUUCUUGCUUUGCAAUACAGGUCAAAAGCCUGUAUUGUCUGAACAUGGCCUUCUGACCACAGUGGCUUACAAACUGGGAAGAGACAAACCUGUAUGUUAUGCACUAGAAGGCUCUGUUGCCAUAGCUGGUGCUGUUGUUCGUUGGCUACGGGACAAUCUUGGUAUAGUAAAGUCUUCAAGUGAAGUUGAAAAACUUGCUGCAGAAGUGGGAACUUCUUAUGGCUGCUACUUUGUCCCAGCAUUCUCGGGAUUAUAUGCACCAUACUGGGAACCCAGUGCACGAGGUAUUAUCUGUGGCCUCACUCAGUUUACAAAUAAAAACCACAUUGCCUUCGCUGCAUUAGAGGCUGUCUGCUUUCAAACACGAGAGAUUUUGGAUGCUAUGAACAAGGACUGCGGGAUACCACUGAGCGAGUUACAAGUAGAUGGAGGAAUGACUAACAACAAGAUUCUCAUGCAGCUCCAAGCAGAUAUUCUAUGUAUUCCAGUAGUGAAGCCAUCAAUGCCUGAAACAACAGCACUAGGAGCUGCAAUGGCAGCCGGAGCAGCGGAAGGAGUUGGAGUUUGGAGUCUGAAUCCUGGGGAUUUGACGGCAGUGACAUGGGAACGAUUUGAACCACAGAUCAAUCCUGAGGAAAGUGAAUAUCGCUAUGCCAGGUGGAAGAAAGCUGUAAUGAAAUCAAUGGGCUGGGAGACAUCCGAACCUCAGGCAAAUGGUGACUCUAGUAUCUUCUCUAGUCUGCCUUUGGGUUUUUAUAUAGUGAGUAGCAUGAUAAUGUUAAUCGGAGCAAAGUACAUCUCAGGAAUUGACAAAUGAGGCUACUUAAUGGAUUACCGGAAUACGGCCUGUUUGGUUUAUGUACGAAGAGAGAAGAAUCCAGUUAUCACCCAAUAUGAUGGCACUGUUUGUUUGUUUAGUUAAUUUAUAAACUGAUCUGUUGUCUGACCUACAGAGACAUCUAAGGUGGUGGAUUUCUAACUUGAAAUAAGGAAAGUAAGCUCCCUUACCCCCCUGCCUCCCCACCCCCACCCCCCCACAAAAUAUACCAUUCUUUUCUCCUCUCUGACCUCCAUUUAAGUAUCCUUUCAAGGUCCAUAGGUCCUAACUUUGUUUGAGGACGUGCCAUAAAUAGAAGUUGUAACCUGUCUAAUUGUUGGUACUUUAUUAUAAUGCAUUACAGUAAGCCAUAAAACAGUUAAAUUAUUUCCCAGCUGCUGUGAAUUAGUUGUAUUUCUAUGGUUGCUAAAAGGAUUUUUUGUUCAGUGGCUGCUGGAUUGAAACAUCUCUAUUGGUAUAGGGUUUUUGUUUUUUUAACACUGACUUAGUACCGGACACUUUAAUAUCUGCAGACUCUUCUUAAAUAUUGAUCAAAACAUUAAAUGAGGUUUGAUUUAUUGUCUCUAGUAUACAUUCAUGGGAGGAUCAUUGAUAAGAACUAUUUAAGACACUAAAUCCUAACUCUGUCUCUUGGAAGGGAAUAGGGAGAAUCAACUUUUUUCAUAAAGGCCAUUUUUGUACAUUUGCAUUGUUUUGAAAGCCAGAUUUUACACAGGCACGCUGUUCACAGGAGAGCCUCGUAGUCCGUAACAACUGAUAGCCCUUACAGUUAAAGGGAUGUAUUGACCUUUGUUGUCCCAUGCUGUAUUUGGGCUUUUCUCAUACCAGUUUAGGAUACCACAUGAUGCACAAAACUUUAGAAAGAUGCAGCUAUUGCUGUUUACACAAAGAGGAUCCACUCUAAAUAAGUUGUUCUCCCUCAUCACUUCAUGUUCUUGAUCACAUUUAGUGUAUCUUGGGGACAAAAAGCUGCUUCUGAAUGUGCAUGACCAUGUUUUUACUUAAUGAGCUUGUUUUGUGUCCUGAAUUGUGAUGUUUGCAAGCCCAAAUCCAAGCUUUGGGAUACACAAACUUGAGUAUCCAAAACUAGACACUUAAGGUCUAAGCCACAAACUUAGAAAUUGCCUUCAGUCCACUUAAAAAUGUAGACCCGGUAUAUCUAAACAGAUUGUCACUUUUCCUAUGAUCAUCUUAGAUGACUAUCUGACAGUAGCAACAUAAAUUAUUUAAAAGUUUAUUUGGUAGGGCAGAGAAGAUGUUUCUGCAUAUGCAAGAUGAUACUAAUGUUACAGUGACACUGAGGAGGAAAAUCAGUGUGGGAACUUUCCUGUUAUUUAUUUUGAAUAUUUUUCAUAGGUGCACUAGGAGCUGAAGGGAGUGUUUUUGUGUUCAAAAGCUCUCUCCUGGUCUGUUUUAUGCAAAAGCAGUCAUUCGUUAAAAAAGCUUUAUUUCUUCCAUAAACUGUAAAGGAGGAGCUAGUAGAGAGUAAUAAGUAUUGGAGCUGCAUAGAAGUUCAGGUCUGUACAUGUUUUUAAUAUAAACUGCCUUUUUAUUAUCAAGUGCAAUGAAGUCUGAAAACAUCUGCUUUUUAAAUGUUCACUGAGGAAUAUAUUUUCCCAUUGAUGCUUAUAUAACUGAUUGAUACUCGUGGGAGUCUUCUGCGUUGGUGGAAAUAUAUAACCUCCCUUCAUACCCAUAAUCUGUUCACUCAGGCCUUAUGUCACUUGAACAUACUUUGUCCACACUAACUUCUGUAAAUACCUAGUGUUUGGAUACAUGUAGCAAUAAAGGUUUCUGGUUUUCAAUAUGUAUUCAGAUGUAAUUGUAGAAGUAUACUGAAGGAGGAAUGUAAUCACUAAAUAAUGGUAAAACCACAAAGCUCCUCAACUUUACACAAUUCUCAAUCUUCCCUUUGUGACUUACUCUCUAGAAUCUCACAUCUAUACUACAGGGACUACAUUGGCAUAGCUACGGUGCUAUACUUAUGCCAUCUUAAUUCUGUAUUGUGGAAGUAGCCUGCUCCCAUAGAAGUUUUUCCAUUGGUAUAGGAACAGCACCAUGCCAAGGUGAUGGUGUUUUGGUUGAUAGAAGCAUGCUUUUGUUGACCUAACUGCAUCUACACAGAGGGUUAGGUUGGCAUGGCUACAUUGCUUUUGGGAGGUGAAUUUUUCACAUCCCUGAGCAAUGCAGCUAUGUGGAGCUAAUCCCUAGUGUAGACCAGGCCAAACACCAGGGACCAAUGUAGUGCUAGUAGCCCCUGGAGGAGGACACAGAUUAAGGGUGGCCAUACCCUAGAAAAUGGGGUUUCUAGUUAGUUAUUUGCCAAAAUUAGUUCCCAAGUGGUUAUUUUCUCCAGAUUAAUGCUGAAACGGGAAACCUGUAAUAUGUAAUGAACCUGAAAUCAUUAAUUUCAUUGUGUUGCCUUUUACACUGGUGUAUGUUUUUUGCAUAGAGUAUUGAUUCUGCUGUUUUUCUGACAUAUACAACCUAUUGUGAGAUGAUGCUGUUCCAAUUGCAGUUUGUGAGUAAAUGAUUGUAACUUAUUUUUUGUGAGAUUCAAAUUACUGUUGCAGAUAUUUUUUAGGUGUUAUUUCAACACCAUUGUUAAUUUUCUACCAAAAUAGCUUAAAUUAACUAUAAAUAACUUGAAAACCUCUUCAAAUAAAUUGUGUGAAUAGAAAUUGACUUUUUUCUAUAAAUUGCCAGAUUUAUGAAUUCUUACUUGAAAAACAUUGACAUUGAAAUACAAUGAAUAAAUUGGCUUAAAAAUUUGUCUCA